AUGCACGCUCGAGUUCUAGCCUUCAUUCUGUGUGUAAGCCACACUAUUUUAGUGGCUACGCCACCUCGUGCCAAGCAUCAACCACCCCGCCCUAUGAUCACUGUGUCUCAGUUGGAUUGGACUGAUAUUAACGUCACUAUCCCUUCGAAGGGUGUUUGCUUGAUUAACUCAUGCUCCGGCUCGGUGCAUGCCGGAGAAGUGCUAGCUUUGAUGGGACCGUCGGGCAGUGGCAAAACCACUCUUCUGAACGUUUUGGCCCAGCGAGGCGUUCCGCCACACGCCACGAAAACUGGAACAGUGAGCACAGAGUCUUUCAUCGUGAAUCCAUCUAAUGUGCGUCAGUUUUCAAGCUAUGUUGAGCAAGAAGACUCGCUGAUCGGAUCGCUCACGGUUGAAGAAACCGUGGAUUUUGCUUGCCAGUUCAACGAUGCGAGUCUAAACGCGAGGCGUGCAAAGGGUGAACAAAUUGAAGUUCCAGAAAAAAGCCGAUCUGAAAGAGUUUACGAUGUUUUGAGCUACUUGGGUCUUCACGAACAGCGUGGCGUUCGAGUUGGUACCCCCAUUCAGAAAGGUAUCUCCGGUGGACAGAAACGCCGCCUUUCCGUCGCUGCGCAGAUUGUAGGUUCUCCCUCUGUGCUUUUCUUGGAUGAACCCACCUCUGGACUUGAUUCAACUGCUGCGUAUCAUGUAGUAAAGGCUGUGAAGGAUGCUGCUAAGGCCAUGAAUAUGGCGGUGAUUAUGUCUAUCCAUCAGCCAUCCACUGCGACUUUCCAGCUCUUUGACAAAGUACUCUUUCUUUCAAAGGGAAAUACUAUUUACAAUGGGCCGUUGGAGAAGCUGUUGGAUCACUUCGAAACUGUUGGCCACCCCAUUCCACCGCGUUACAACCCUGCUGAGUACGUUCUAGAACUAACAAACACCGAUUUUUCUGCUGAGGCACGCAACUCUGAUUGCGAUGAGCAUACUUUGGUUGAAUACCUGGCUUCUGAGUGGGAGAAAAAGACCCAUAAUGUUGAAGUUUCUUAUGUGGAGUCUACCGUCUCUUUUAGCCGCUGCCGUACGCUAAUAAACUGUGCAGUACUGCAGUCCCGGCAGACUUUCAUUUUAGCAAGACGACUUUUCAUCAAGGCUCGUAGAGAUAUCCUCGCCUAUUACGUUCGCAUCGUCAUGUAUUUAGGCCUCGCCAUUCUCAUGGGAACAGUUUGGUUGCGUCUCGGAGAUGAGCAACGCGAUAUUCAGCCUUUUAUCAAUGCUAUCUUCUUUUCUGGUGCAUUCUUAUCAUUCAUGACUGUUGCGUACAUCCCUGCUUAUCUUGAAGACCUUCAGUCUUACAAAAAGGAGUUUAUGAACGGCCAGUAUGGACCCGGCGCAUUCGUUGUGGCAAAUUUCUUGGUAGGCUUGCCAUUCAUUUUUGUCAUUGUCUGUCUUUUCAGUGUGGUGACUUACUUUAUGUGUAAUUUCAGACAUUCUGCUUCAGGUUUCUGGUACUAUGUGAUGUGGCUCUUCCUUGACCUAUUGGCAGCGGAAAGUCUAACCAUCUUCGUGGCAACUUUGGCACCUAUUUUUGUUGUUGCUUUAGCAUUGACUGCAUUUGCAAACGGUCUAUGGAUGUCAGUCGGCGGCUUCCUUGUGAGCUCCAACAUUUUGAACGUGUUCUGGUAUUACACCUUGUAUUGGAUUAAUUACCAGCGGUAUACUUUCCAAGGCAUGAUGUUCAAUGAGUUCAGCGCUGAUCGCAUUUUCAAGUGUGGCUCGGGAUGCAACUGUAUGUAUGUCAGUGAUCUUGCUUCUAAGUGUCAGAUUCGUGGUACCGCCGUGCUAGAAGCUUUAGGUUACAACCACAGCCAGCGUGGGCUUUGGGCAGGUGUCCUAAUUGCUCUUAUUUUCGGUUACAGAUUCUUGACUUACUUGACUCUUCGUUUCAAGCAUUAA
This is a messenger RNA of Wickerhamiella sorbophila, 1932 nucleotides long. Its product is annotated as ABC transporter G family member 12. Gene Ontology annotation, cellular component: membrane. Lineage: Eukaryota; Fungi; Ascomycota; Dipodascomycetes; Dipodascales; Trichomonascaceae. The transcript has a single exon. The record is from RefSeq and is a predicted model, not a curated record. The coding region runs from base 1 to 1932 and encodes 643 amino acids. Gene Ontology annotation, molecular function: ATP binding; ATP hydrolysis activity; ABC-type transporter activity.